Molecule: messenger RNA, 2023 nt
Organism: Hippocampus zosterae (dwarf seahorse)
Lineage: Eukaryota; Metazoa; Chordata; Actinopteri; Syngnathiformes; Syngnathidae
Gene: prcp
Product: prolylcarboxypeptidase (angiotensinase C)
Exons: 9
Coding region: 219-1736 (505 amino acids)
Biological process (GO): regulation of blood vessel endothelial cell migration; negative regulation of systemic arterial blood pressure; proteolysis
Molecular function (GO): dipeptidyl-peptidase activity; serine-type exopeptidase activity
Source: RefSeq, a predicted model, not a curated record
GGAAAACGCCGAGAGGAAUCUAACACUGUUUUUUUAAUGCUGAAUAGGCGUUCCCGUGAUAUUUGUUUAUGCUUAAUUUCGAAAAAAAUCAGAUUUUGACUGCCUCGCUGACAGCCCAGAUUCACUUCCUCUUUCCUCCUCCUCCUUUUCAGGGUCUCAUCCGGUCUUCUUUCCACAAAAUGUGCUGACGGCGGGCGUCUUGACAGCGCAGCAGAAAGAUGACGUUAGGAGCCGAGAAGGCUCUUUUGGACAGAGCUGCACUCACUUUGUGUCUUCAGCUCUUGUGUUUUGUUGGCUCUUUACACGCUUUCAAAACGCAGCUGUUGCGCAGACACCGAGGUUUCUCUCACUCCAACGAGAUCCCCGUCAGCUACGAAACUUUUUACUUGGACCAAAAGAUUGAUCAUUUUGGCUUCGUGGAAGACGGCACUUUCAAACAGCGCUACCUUGUGGCCGACAAGCAAUGGCGCUCGCCCGGUGGUCCCAUUUUAUUCUACACGGGCAACGAAGGUGACAUCACCUGGUUCUGCAACAACACUGGCUUCAUGUGGGACGUUGCGGAAGAGCUGGGUGCCAUGUUGGUCUUUGCAGAACAUCGCUACUAUGGAGAGUCGAUGCCAUUUGGAGCCGACUCUUUCAGCGACAGCAAACACCUGAACUACCUGACGGCAGAGCAGGCCCUGGCGGAUUUUGCCAUCCUGAUCCAGAAUGUGAAGCUCAGCAGAGCCGGAGCCCAGCACAGCCCGGUCAUCGCCAUCGGCGGGUCAUAUGGGGGCAUGCUGGCUGCCUGGUUCAGGAUGAAAUACCCCAACGUCGUUAUCGGUGCUCUGGCCUCCUCCGCCCCAAUAUGGCAGUUCUCGGGUAUGGUGCCAUGCGGAGACUUCUACAAGGUAGUCACGCAGGACUUUGCCAAAAGUGGAAGCAACUGCGACGCCAAAAUCCGAGCGUCGUGGGGAGCCAUCAAUAACCUCUCCGCCACUGCGUCGGGUCUGGAGUGGUUGUCCGAGGAGUUCAGCUUGUGCGCGCCGCUCAAGACUGACAAGGACGUGUCGGACUUCAAGAAUUGGCUCCGGGAGACGUGGGUGAACCUGGCCAUGGUGGACUACCCCUACAAAGCCGACUUUCUGCAGCCGCUGCCGCGGUGGCCCAUUCAGGUCGCCUGCAAGUAUCUGGCCUUGGAUUCGUCGGCGUCGGAUCAGCAGCUCCUUCACGGCGUGUCCCAAGCGGCCAAGGUCUACUACAACUACACGGGAAGCUCCGCCUGUCUCAACACCUCCGAGACGGCCACAGGCAGCCUCGGUGUACAUGGCUGGGACUACCAGGCUUGCACGGAGAUGGUGAUGCCCAUGUGCACCGACGGAGUUCGGGACAUGUUCGAGCCCGCCGAGUGGAAUUUCCAGGCCUACUCGGACGAAUGCCACGCCAUGUUCGGCGUCAGGCCGCGAGCCGACUGGAUGGGCGCGCUUUUCGGCGGCAAAGGGAUCGCUUCGCACAGCAACAUCAUUUUCAGUAACGGCGGUCUGGACCCGUGGUCUUCCGGCGGGGUGACACACAACGUGUCCGAGUCCCUGGUGUCCAUCAUGAUUCCGGACGGCGCGCAUCACCUGGACCUGCGCUACGCCAACGAUCUGGACCCGCCUUCCGUACGGGAGGCCCGCAAGUUGGAGCUGAGCUAUUUUUGGAAGUGGAUCAGACAGGCGGCUAAAAAGCAUCAAAGGGGGGAAAAGUUGGGCUGAAACCCUCCAAAACGAGAUGUUUCCGUUUUUUAUUAUUAUAUUUUUUUUUACACAUUUGAAUGAAAGCUUUUAUAAAUCGCUCCCAAAUCCAAAUCAUUCGAGUUGCGGGUGAGCCGCAGCCUCUUUGCGGACUCCCAACAAAUUUUGUUCUUGUGCCCUCAACCUGAAUCAAUUCUGCACGUGCGCCGUCACGAGAUGCAACCGGAGGGCGGGGCACACCAAAUGAUCACGAUUCAGCAUUCGCAAGUCUUGAAGCAUGUGAAUUAAAACAAAAAGAAAAGAUUUAA